Molecule: messenger RNA, 333 nt
Organism: Cyclocybe aegerita
Lineage: Eukaryota; Fungi; Basidiomycota; Agaricomycetes; Agaricales; Hemipholiotaceae
Source: the annotation of a GenBank genome assembly
AUGUCAAUUACUGUUCGCAGGGCCAGGACCGCCACCCUCAGUGCCAUCCACAUGUCGUUCAACACCUUCCGCUUCCUCUGUCCCUUCUUCUCCGCCUCUGCCCCUUCUUCUCCGCCUCUGCCUCUUGCCCCCCCGCCCUUUCUCCGGCCACAACCGCCUCUCGGUGUUCUUUCCCUAUCCAUCGCCCUCUCGCGUUCUCUCUCCUCUGUGCGCGAUGAAUUCGAAGCUGAGAGAUCGAGCAGCGUCACUGAGAGGUUCUGGUUGUGUAAACAGAACGGCUGGAGGGCUGUUACGUUGACAGUCAUCCUGUACGCACAAAACGAAAGCACAUGA